This is a messenger RNA of Dioscorea cayenensis subsp. rotundata (Guinea yam), 2746 nucleotides long. RefSeq names its product probable beta-D-xylosidase 5. The transcript has 6 exons. Gene Ontology annotation, molecular function: xylan 1,4-beta-xylosidase activity; alpha-L-arabinofuranosidase activity. Gene Ontology annotation, cellular component: plant-type cell wall. The record is from RefSeq and is a predicted model, not a curated record. Bases 118 to 2508 code for a protein of 796 amino acids. Gene Ontology annotation, biological process: xylan catabolic process; arabinan catabolic process. NCBI's taxonomy places the organism in Eukaryota, Viridiplantae, Streptophyta, Magnoliopsida, Dioscoreales, Dioscoreaceae.
AUAUCAAAUAAUUCAAACAACCCUUUCCCUCUUUCUCUCUAUCUAUAUAUACUCUCUAUACCAUCACUUCCCUGAGUCUCAAACUCUCUCUCCCUUCCUCCUUCUCCGUCGCCGGCCAUGGCUUCUCUCUUCAAAUCCAUCCUCCUCUUCAUCAUUGCCAUGCUUGCAGCCUCCUCCGCCGUGGCGGCGAAGGUGUGCGAUACAAAGAGCUUCAGUGCCCAGGGCUUGGACAUGACCCAAUUCGGCUACUGUGAUAAAUCCUUGGGCUAUAGAGUCAGAGCGAAGAACCUCGUCGAUACGAUGACGAUUGAGGAGAAAGUUAAGCAAUUGGGGAACCAGGCACCCGGAGUUCCUCGGCUUGGCAUCCCGGCUUACAACUGGUGGUCGGAGAUCCUUCAUGGAGUCUCUGACGUCGGUGGGGGCUCUAAUUUCAAUGGCCCCGUUCAUGGAGCCACUAGUUUUCCCACCCCCAUAACCACCACUGCCGCUUUCAAUGAAGAUCUCUGGAACAAGAUUGGAAAAGCGGCGUCCACUGAAGCAAGAGCGAUGAACAAUUUAGGAGUUGCAGGAUUGACAUUCUGGAGCCCUGUGAUCAAUGUGGUUAGAGAUCCAAGGUGGGGAAGAACCCUAGAAACAUCUGGUGAGGAUCCUUUUGUUAAUGGCGUAUAUGCUGUGAACUUUGUUCGCGGUUUGCAAGAUGUUGAAGGGUCUGAAAACGUGAAGGAUCCGAAUUCUAGAGAUCUUAAGGUUGCAGCUUGUUGCAAGCAUUAUGCUGCUUAUGAUAUUGAUCAAUGGGUCACAUAUGGUGGCGCUGUUUGGGAUCGAUUCCACUACAAUUCUAACGUUACUGAGCAAGAUAUGGCGGAGACUUUCCUUCGUCCUUUUGAGAUGUGUGUGAAGGAGGGCGAUGUUAGUAGUGUGAUGUGUUCAUACAACAAAGUGAAUGGUAUUCCAACUUGCGCUGAUUCAAGGUUGCUUUCAGGAACAAUCAGAGGAGACUGGAAUCUCCAUGGUUAUAUUGUCUCGGAUUGCGAUUCAAUUGAGGUUAUGAUGGAUGCUCAUAAAUUCAUUGAUGAUGCUCCCGAGGAUGCAGUUGCUCAAGUUCUUCAAGCUGGUCUGGAUAUGGAUUGCGGGUCUUUCUAUCCGAACUAUUUGCAAUCAGCAUUGGACAAGGGGUUGAUUAAAGAGAGUGACAUUGACAAGGCCUUGAUUAACACCUACGUUGUGUUGAUGAGGUUGGGAUGGUUUGAUGGUCAUAAGGUAUUUGACUCACUGGGAGCCAAAGAUGUUUGCUCAAAGGAGCAUAUGGAUUUGGCAACAGAUGCAGCAAGGCAAGGAAUGGUUCUUUUGGCUAAUGCUGUAAAUGGACCUAAUCAUCUCCCUCUUGAUCCCAAGAAGCACAAGGAAAUUGCUGUUAUUGGUCCUCAUGGUGAGGCCACAGCGGCGAUGCUUGGAAACUAUGCAGGUAAGCCAUGUGGAUUCGUUACACCCGUUGAUGGUCUCAAGAAAUACGCUGCCAAUAUUGUCUACGAAACUGGCUGUGGUGAUGUGCAUUGUAGGAAUACCACUUUUAUCUGGCCAGCAGUGAGAGCAGCCAGAAAAGCAGAUGCUACAGUGAUCAUUACCGGAUUGAAUCUUGACAUUGAGGCUGAAGGGAAUGACAGGGUUGAUCUUGAGCUCCCUGGUUACCAAAAUCUGAUGAUCAGAAUGGUUGCUGCUGAAGCCAAAGGACCCGUUAUUCUUGUGAUUCUCUCCGCAGGAGGUGUUAACAUCGCAGAAUUCUCUGAGUCACCCAACAUCUCUGCCAUUCUCUGGGCUGGUUAUCCUGGCCAGCAAGGUGGUCAAGCCAUUGCUGAUGUUAUUUAUGGAAAAUAUAAUCCAGCAGGAAGACUACCAGUCACAUGGUUUGAAGGAGACUAUGUAUGGAAGCUACCAAUGACUUCAAUGCCAUUGAGGCCUAUUGACGAGCUCGGCUACCCUGGAAGAACUUACAAAUUUUUCAAUGGAUCAACUAUCUAUCCCUUUGGCCAUGGAUUGAGUUACACAAACUUCAGCUACAAACUGAUCUCUAAUCAGAGAUCCAUCACCAAGAAGCUAGCAAUUAACCAGCACUGCCAACAACUGCACUACAAUUCUUCUGCAUAUAUCCCUCCUUGCCAUUCAGCCUUGGCUGAUGACCUCAAGUGUGAUAAGGAUGACAUUACUAUUCAGAUUGCUGUGACAAACACAGGUACUAUGGAUGGAGAUGAUGUUGUGAUGCUCUACUCCAGUGCACCACAUGGAAUCAUUGAUGCUCCAAUCAAGCAACUUGUUGGAUUUCAGAGAGUGUUUGUUCCUGCUGGUAAAACUGUGAAUGCAACUUUCAGCCUCAAGUCUUGCACUGCACUGAGCAUCGUUACAUCCUCUGCAUACGUUGUUGUUCCUUCCGGCGAGCAUACCUUCUCUGUUGGCAGUGAGCCUGAUCAGCCAAACUACCUCCACUUCCCUUUCCAAGUCUACAUUAACUAGAAUGAAUCUUGUUUAGUUCUCGUUUUUUUUUUGUUUAGAUAAUUAAUUGAGUCUCAUUCAACUUUGGGUUGAAUGUAGGUAGAUAAUGUUAGAAUAAGGUAGAAUAAUAGUUUUUCUUUUCUUCUUUUUCGAACAUGUGAUUUGGAUAUUUUUUUCUCUCUUCAAUAUAGUUUACUAUUAUUUGCUAUCAUGUGUUGCUAGACAUUGUCAUGGAAUGAGCAUGGGCAAUAUUAACAAU